Messenger RNA from Hyaena hyaena (striped hyena), 3339 nucleotides. RefSeq names its product nerve growth factor receptor (gene NGFR). Gene Ontology annotation, cellular component: cell surface; plasma membrane. Lineage: Eukaryota; Metazoa; Chordata; Mammalia; Carnivora; Hyaenidae. The record is from RefSeq and is a predicted model, not a curated record. Gene Ontology annotation, molecular function: coreceptor activity; death receptor activity; nerve growth factor binding. The coding region runs from base 44 to 1339 and encodes 431 amino acids. The transcript has 6 exons. Gene Ontology annotation, biological process: Rho protein signal transduction.
GCGGACUCCACUAGAAGCCGAGCGCUGCUGCGGGAGGCGGGCGAUGGGGGCAGGUGCCGCGGGCUACGCCAUGGACGGGCCGCGCCCGCUGCUGCUGCUGCUGUUGCUGCUGCUCCUGGGGGUGUCCCUUGGAGGUGCCAAGGAGGCAUGUGCCACAGGCCUGUACACGCACGGCGGCGAGUGCUGUAAAGCCUGCAAUCUGGGAGAGGGGGUGGCCCAGCCUUGCGGAGCCAACCAGACCGUGUGUGAGCCCUGCCUGGACAGCGUGACCUUCUCGGACGUGGUGAGCGCCACGGAGCCGUGCAAGCCGUGCACCGAGUGCGUGGGCCUGCAGAGCAUGUCGGCGCCGUGCGUGGAGGCCGACGACGCCGUGUGCCGCUGCGCCUACGGCUACUACCAGGACGAGACGACGGGCCGCUGCGAGGCGUGCCGCGUGUGCGAGGCGGGCUCCGGCCUGGUGUUCUCGUGCCAGGACAGGCAGAACACCGUGUGCGAGGAGUGCCCCGACGGCACGUACUCCGACGAGGCCAACCACGUGGACCCGUGCCUGCCGUGCACCGUGUGCGAGGACACCGAGCGCCAGCUGCGCGAGUGCACGCGCUGGGCGGACGCCGAGUGCGAGGAGAUCCCCGGCCGUUGGAUUACUCGGUCUACACCCUCGGAGGGCUCGGACAGCACCGCCCCCAGCACAGAGGAGCCAGAGCUCCCUCCGGAGCAGGACCUCAUAGCCAGCACGGUGGCAGAUGUGGGGACCACAGUGAUGGGCAGCUCUCAGCCCGUAGUGACCCGAGGCACCGCCGACAAUCUCAUCCCAGUCUAUUGCUCCAUCCUGGCCGCCGUGGUUGUUGGCCUCGUGGCCUACAUUGCCUUCAAAAGGUGGAACAGCUGUAAGCAGAACAAGCAAGGCGCCAACAGCCGGCCCGUGAACCAGACGCCCCCGCCGGAGGGGGAGAAGCUCCACAGUGACAGUGGCAUCUCGGUGGACAGCCAGAGCCUGCAUGACCAGCAGCCCCACACGCAGACGGCCGCGGGCCAGGCCCUCAAGGGGGACGGAGGUCUCUACAGCAGCCUGCCACCAGCCAAGCGGGAGGAGGUAGAGAAGCUGCUCAACGGCUCUGCGGGGGACACGUGGCGGCACCUGGCAGGCGAGCUGGGCUACCAGCCUGAGCACAUAGACUCCUUCACCCACGAGGCCUGCCCAGUCCGCGCCCUGCUCGCCAGCUGGGCCGCCCAGGACAGCGCGACGCUCGACGCCCUCCUGGCCGCCCUGCGCCGCAUCCAGCGAGCCGACAUCGUCGAGAGCCUGUGCAGCGAGUCCACGGCCACGUCCCCGGUGUGAGCCCACCCGGAGCGCCCCGCCCCCCCCACGCCCUGCCCCCACAUUCCGAUGACUGAUGGCUCCAGCCAACCCCCCACAGGCAUCAGAGCUGAGCUCCUCUGGGCAGGGAUCUCGGAGCCCGGGCCCGUCCACCACAGCCUUGCCCUUGCUCCAACGUGGCCCCCUCGCCUCUGCUCACUCUCUCCAGUGCCAGAAGGGCCACUGCUGCCUCUCCCACCCUGCCCCUGCUCAUCACAUCUCAAACCUUCUGCUCCCUUCGGCACUUUGUAUAGGUGGGCCAGUCCCCCUCCCCCCACCCCAGCAGGUGUCUGGUCUGGGGGGUGGGGCUGACAUCAAGGAUGGUGUUGGGGACCAUGACAAAGCCCCGGAGACUCAAAGGGAGAGACCGAGGAACCAGAGCCAUGGGCUCUACACUGUGAACUUGGGGAAUGAGGGACCAUCACUGUGGCCUCUGUCCUCCCUCAGCCCCUCCCCCUCCUCUCUGGCCCAAGGUGAAGAUGGUCAGGGGCUUGUUAGGGCUAGGAGGGGGUUUUGAAGUCUAGUCCACCCCCACCCCUUGUUUAUAUGCAGGACAGUCAGGCCCAGAGAGGGAGUGACUUGUCCAAAGCCACCCAGCAAUGGAGAGGCCAAAUGUGGGCUGGCUCCCCCACUCUCUGAAUGGCGGGGUGUGGCCCUCAGGUUUGCUUGAGGGCUGGGGGCUGGUGGGUGGGGGUGGGGUGGGGGGGAGGACAGGCAACCCUCUGGGAAAUGUCUCAAAGCCAAAUCCAGUCUGCCCUGCACCACCUUCAAGGCCGGUCCAGCCCCCAUGGAGAUGGGCUGCUUUGCCCAAGGCCUGGUCCGUGGACCCGGCUUGAUCAGCGAUGCAUCUGAUCGAGCAUGGUUUGGGGCUCGUGGAAUGGGGUGCUGGUUCCCCUCUGCCAGUCCCCCUCGGGCAUGUGAGUGCGGCAUCCGUGGUGGGGCCCAGCCUGCCGUUGCCCUCCAUCCGGGCACAGACCAAAGCCAACAGAGGCAGUAUCUUCUCCUGGAGCUGGCCCUGGGGGGCCAGAAACUAAGGAACCCCACCCCCCCCCCGCAACAAACAUACAGAGACACACACACACAGGAGGAGAAAUCCUGCUUUUCUCCAUGAGUUCCUUCCCUCGGGUGGGGGCCGGCUCCUGCCCAGGGCAGCUCCCAGAGAAGCCGGGAGGGAACUGCAGUCGGCUUGCUCCCUUCCCUCGCUCCCCCUGGUUUGGCGGCCAACGACGGCGGCCUUCCCAGGGCCUGCACGCGGAGGAAUGCACCCCCAUCCUCCCCUUUCCCGCAAGCGUGGGUUUGGCUGGGCUCCGAAGGCUGCAAUGAAGAGUGGACCAGUGUGGGAAUGCAGCAAGAAGGAACAGAGAUAGACUGCGGCCCACACAGGGCCUGUCUCCCAAGUUCAGAGGAUCCACUCUGUCUACCCCCCCCCAACAAAGGACUGUUUGUUCCCUAGCUUGGUGCCAGAAAGGGGCCACAAGGUCUCCUGAGGUCCCUCCUGGUCUGUUCUGUUUUGCUUGAUGUUGGAAUGAGUGUGGCGCCCCCUCUAUUUAGCAUGAACGAGCCCCUGAGCCCCAAGCAGGGUGUGUCCUGAUAGGCACCCCUCUCCCACCCAGGGUUCUCCGGACUCUGUGUAAGGGACUGGGGGCACAGUAAGUAUAUGGCGUUUCUCUGACCUCAAUCUGAUGGGAGGAGGGACCUCACCUGCUGUCCCCUCACCUGUGGGCCUGGAGGGCGGGACAGCAUCUGAGUGUAUUUAUUUUCCUCCCCAGCAGCUGGGGAGGGGUUGGGGUACCGCAGGUAUGUUUUAGCAUGUGUUGGGUUCUGGGGCCCCUCCUGCCUCCCUUGUGCGCCCCCCGGCCCAGCUGGGGGCCGUGAGUUCCAACUCCCUGUCACGUCCCCCUUGCAUCCUGUGUACUCAUUUCUUGGGCCCUCCUAAAACCUACACAUAAAACAUAAACGAUGAGCAUUAAAUAGCAAAGAAA